Molecule: messenger RNA, 10564 nt
Organism: Diorhabda carinulata
Lineage: Eukaryota; Metazoa; Arthropoda; Insecta; Coleoptera; Chrysomelidae
Gene: msn
Product: serine/threonine-protein kinase mig-15
Exons: 16
Coding region: 278-4048 (1256 amino acids)
Biological process (GO): protein phosphorylation
Molecular function (GO): ATP binding; protein kinase activity
Source: RefSeq, a predicted model, not a curated record
GUCGUGGCAACAGCAGACAACUAUCCAUUUAUCUUCUGUCUUCGUUUCCUCGUCGACAGAGAAGGGUGCGCCGAAGUCUGAAAACAUGUUUUGUGAAUAGCUACUGAACCUUUUUUCCAACAAAUGAUGCAUUUUAUAAUUUAACAACAGUGUGAUAGCAAUUUUUAUUCGAUUUUUACUUAUAUCAUGAAUGUAUUUUUAUAAUUUCGUAGUGUAGAACGGACUAGUGAUAGGUAACAGUGUUAUUUUGAUUGUAAAGUGAGUGAACUUAAUCAAAAUGGCGCAUCAAAUGCCCCCGUCGGUGAACUGUUCCUUGGAUGAUAUCGACUUGACAGCCCUAAAGGAUCCAGCAGGGAUUUUCGAAUUAAUCGAAGUCGUUGGAAAUGGAACUUAUGGACAAGUUUAUAAGGGCCGACACACAAAAACCGGCCAACUGGCCGCCAUAAAAGUAAUGGACGUCACAGAAGACGAAGAAGAAGAAAUAAAACUGGAGAUAAACGUACUGAAGAAGUAUUCCAAUCACCGAAACAUCGCCACUUAUUACGGGGCCUUUAUAAAAAAAUCACCCCCGGGUAAAGACGACCAAUUGUGGUUGGUUAUGGAAUACUGCGGGGCGGGGUCCGUAACGGAUCUUGUCAAGUCCACUAAAGGACAAUCGUUAAAAGAGGAGUGGAUAGCUUACAUUUGUCGGGAGAUACUCAGGGGAUUGUCCUAUUUGCAUACCAAUAAGGUCAUACACAGGGAUAUUAAGGGACAGAAUGUUUUGUUAACUGAUAAUGCCGAAGUUAAAUUAGUGGAUUUCGGCGUUUCCGCUCAACUCGAUCGUACGAUAGGCCGUCGCAACACCUUCAUCGGUACGCCAUAUUGGAUGGCGCCGGAAGUUAUAGCUUGCGACGAAAAUCCAGACGCCACUUACGACAAUCGUAGCGAUCUUUGGUCUCUCGGCAUCACCGCAUUGGAAAUGGCCGAAUCCCAACCGCCCUUAUGCGAGUUACACCCGAUGAGGGCGCUGUUUCUAAUACCCCGAAAUCCCCCACCUCGAUUGAAGAGCAAAAAAUGGAACAAAAAGUUCCACAGUUUCAUCGAAACGGUUCUAGUGAAAGAUUACCACGAAAGGCCUUACACGGAGCAGUUGCUCAAACACGCGUUCAUCAGGGACCAACCGACCGAGCGACAGGUGCGAAUCCAAUUGAAAGAUCACAUCGACAGGUGCAAAAAGCGGAAACAGGAAAAAGAGAGAGAAGAUUACAGAUAUUCGGGCUCGGAAAACGAAGAAGAGGAACCGCAAACGGCCGGCGAACCGAGCAGCAUCAUACAAGCACCCGGCGGCGAUACUCUACGAAGGAAUUUCCAGCAGAUUCAGGAAGGGCGCACCCUCAGUCAAGUCGAACCGCCGCCGAGAAGCGGCAAAAAUAAAGAUAGAGAAGAAAUACCGGAACCCGGACCUCCGGCUAGACCGCCCAUACCUCAGAGGAUGAUCGUAGUUCCGGAUCCGGCGCCGCCUAGAAGACCGUUGCCGCCGCCGCCGGAUAAUAAUUUCGGAGCCGCCAAAUCGCAAAAUCAACAGCAGCAGAGGAAUUCGCAACAUCAGUUCAAACCUAUGGGUCCCGCACGUAAACCCGAGGAAUUGGACGCGCUCGCUGCGCAUCUGAACGAAUUGGGCGUUCAACAACCCGAAGCGCCACCUCGCAACCGAAAUUACAAACAGUCCCAAUCGGCGUCUAACAACAACGUCGUCACAACGCCCGGUUCCGGCGCGAAUCACACGCCUACCAACCAAGCGGGCGGAAACAACGUUGACAGUUUGGUUGACAGCGAAACCGAUUCGGAACCGGAAGACAACAACGGGAGAGUCAGAAACGAUGGAACGUUGUUGGCCAGCGAUCCCCCCAAACCGCUAGCUGGUUUGGGAGCGGUUCCGGAGGGGGGCGCUAGUGUUUCGAGUCCGGGAGCUACGGCGGGUUCCGGGUCGAGUUCUUCUAGUGCCCCAAAUAGGCCUUUACCCCCAACGCCUGAUGACGAAGAGUCUCAAGGUGAUAGGACGCUUGUACUGCGGAAGCAGUCCGCAGCUAAUUUAGACGACGCUAAGAAAAAAGUCGAAGACAUCGACGAAGCCACCCUUCUGAAAGAUUGGGAUUUCGAUAAAUUUUUCCCCCUAAAAACAACCAACAACCCCAAUACCCAAUCGUCGUCGUCUUCUUCUUCUUCCGCCGGUUCCGGAAAUAAGAAAGACGAAAAAACGAAUAAACAAGGACACAGAAGAAUGGAGAGCGAUUCGAAAAUAUCGAAUCCCUUCCUGAGGGGUUUCCGGAGGGAGAAUUCCGAUUUUUUCCCCAUGAGUUCCCGACAUUCCGCCAUUUACAUCGACAAAAGCGGCCGCUCGAGCGGCAUUUUCAAUAACCGGCGGGGCUCCGACGUCGGUAUGCCGAAAAAGACGAGCGGCGAACCGGUUCUGAUGGAUUACGUCAAAAAAACCGAUUCGGCCCCCAAAAACAUUCUGACGAAUUUCGUUAGACCUAGAAGGGAAAAAACGGAAUCCGAUCUGGUUCUGAGGCAUUCGGAGGCUCGGAGGAGCAUCAGGGAGACUCUGGAGGCUCGCAGGAAGGAAGUUGAGGCUCAAUUCGCUAAAGAGGCCGAAAAUAUGCGGAGGCGUAGCUCGAAACCGAUCGAAAUGAACGUUCUCGACGUUUCGAAUAUUUCUAAUUCGUCUUCAACUUCGAAUUCGACUGUCGGAGAUGAAUUUUCUUUUAUUAAGAAUGGGAGAAGUAACGAUCAUCCUAGACAGAGUGCUCUACCCGAUCUACUUAAUCCUGCCAGCGGUAGUCCUGGGACUCCUUCUGCGAGGGAUAAAUCCACCAAUGAGGAGUUUUUAAUAACGCCCCCGUCUUGUAACAACAAAACACCCGUUCAACACAGCCACCUACACGCUAACGCUCUUGCCUUACAACAGAAACAACGCUCCUUCUUGGCCUUCGGUUUCGGAGCCAGUUCAGCGCCGUCGAGACGAGAAUCGCACGUCAACGUUAACGUAACGCCGACGUCGCACGAUAUAUCGUCAGAUACACCAGAAAUUAGGAAAUACAAAAAGAGAUUCAAUAGUGAAAUUUUGUGCGCAGCUCUAUGGGGGGUGAAUCUCCUCAUAGGCACCGAACACGGACUGAUGUUAUUAGAUAGAAGCGGACAGGGGAAAGUGUAUCAAUUAAUAUCCAGACGGAGAUUCCAACAGAUGGAGGUCCUCGAAGGACAAAACAUCCUCGUGACCAUAUCAGGGAAGAAGAAUAGGGUUAGAGUUUAUUAUUUGAGUUGGUUGAAGAGUAAAAUAUUACGAACUGACGGUGUUAGUGAUCAAGUGGAAAGGCGGAAUGGUUGGAUCAACGUGGGGGAUCUCCAAGGAGCCGUCCAUUUCAAAAUAGUCAAAUACGAACGUAUAAAGUUCCUCGUUAUCGCUUUGAAGGAUAGUAUCGAAAUUUACGCUUGGGCGCCGAAACCUUAUCACAAAUUCAUGGCUUUCAAGUCGUUCUGCGAUUUGCAGUACCGACCUUUACUCGUCGACCUUACCGUCGAAGAAGGUACUCGUUUAAAGGUCAUAUACGGCAGCAGUGAUGGUUUCCACGCCGUUGAUUUAGACUCCGCCAGCGUUUACGACAUUUACUUACCUAAAAUAGCCCAAAACGGAAUUAGUCCACACUGUAUAGUUACUCUACCUAACAGCAACGGUAUGCAGCUUUUACUGUGCUACGACAACGAGGGCGUAUACGUCAACACCUACGGUCGAAUAUCAAAAAACAUGCUACUCCAGUGGGGCGAGAUGCCGACUUCGGUCGCCUACAUAGGCACCGGUCAAAUAAUGGGCUGGGGUAACAAGGCCAUCGAAAUCCGCUCGGUGGAGUCCGGACAUUUAGACGGUGUAUUUAUGCAUAAAAAAUCGCAGCGGUUAAAAUUUUUGUGCGAAAGAAACGAUAAGGUGUUUUUUUCUAGUGCGAAGAGCGGUUCCUCGUGUCAAAUUUAUUUUAUGACCCUCAACAAACCCGGAAUGGCCAAUUGGUAACGCGCCAUCGGGGCAAUCCGGCAACGUCGACGCAGUUGGAGAGGAAAUUGUGUCGCGGCGUUCGUCGGGUCACUCGGUAUGCGAGCGAUCGCUGGAAAAGUGAUUUUUUUUUUCUUUUCUUUUUCGGAAAAAUUGGUAUGAUUGUAAAACGUGGGAAAUUUUUUUUAUAUAUACAUUUUUAAACGGUGCGUGUUUUUCACUUUUUUUUUCGGGUAUUUUGGUCAAUUUUUUUCAGUACGGUCCUAGUAACUUACUUUUUUCCGUAGGUUAUAGGUUCGUGACUAUUUUUUUCCUUUUUACGAAUUUUUCUCAUUACGUCCCUGUCGUUUUUAUAGGAUCCCCUUUUUCCUUAUCGUGACGUCAUAUUUUCGUUAAAAAAAUUAUCGAAAUGACAAUUUUUCUCCACGAAUUUCGUUUUCUUUAAUUACGAUUUUUUAUAAAAUUUUUGAGUACGUUCUUUUUUCGAUUUUCUCAAAUUUUCGCCAAAAUCUAUGAAAAACAAUUUUUUCACGUAGAAUUUUUCUCAUUACGUCCCUGUCGUUUUUAUAGGAUCCCCUUUUUCCUUAUCGUGACGUCAUAUUUUCGUUAAAAAAAUUAUCGAAAUGAAAAUUUUUCUCCACGAAUUUCGUUUUCUUUAACUACGAUUUUUUAUAAAAUUUUUGAGUACGUUCUUUUUUCGAUUUUCUCAAAUUUUUGCCAAAAUCUAUGAAAAACAAUUUUUUCACGUAGAAUUUUUCUCAUUACGUCCCUGUCGUUUUUAUAGGAUCCCCUUUUCCUUAUCGUGACGUCAUAUUUUCGUUAAAAAAAUUAUCGAAAUGAAAAUUUUUCUCCACGAAUUUCGUUUUCUUUAACUACGAUUUUUUAUAAAAUUUUUGAGUACGUUCUUUUUUCGAUUUUCUCAAAUUUUUGCCAAAAUCUAUGAAAAACAAUUUUUUCACGUAGAAUUUUUCUCAUUACGUCCCUGUCGUUUUUAUAGGAUCCCCUUUUCCUUAUCGUGACGUCAUAUUUUCGUUAAAAAAAUUAUCGAAAUGAAAAUUUUUCUCCACGAAUUUCGUUUUCUUUAACUACGAUUUUUUAUAAAAUUUUUGAGUACGUUCUUUUUUCGAUUUUCUCAAAUUUUUGCCAAAAUCUAUGAAAAACAAUUUUUUCACGUAGAAUUUUUCUCAUUACGUCCCUGUUGUUUUUAUAGGAUCCCCUUUUUCCUUAUCGUGACGUCAUAUUUUCGUUAAAAAAAUUAUCGAAAUGAAAAUUUUUCUCCACGAAUUUCGUUGUUUAAACAACUACGAUUUUUUAUAAAAUUUUUGAGUACGUUCUUUUUUCGAUUUUCUCAAAUUUUCGCCAAAAUCUAUGAAAAACAAUUUUUUCACGUAGAAUUUUUCUCAUUACGUCCCUGUCGUUUUUAUAGGAUCCCCUUUUCCUUAUCGUGACGUCAUAUUUUCGUUAAAAAAAUUAUCGAAAUGAAAAUUUUUCUCCACGAAUUUCGUUUUCUUUAACUACGAUUUUUUAUAAAAUUUUUGAGUACGUUCUUUUUUCGAUUUUCUCAAAUUUUCGCCAAAAUCUAUGAAAAACAAUUUUUUCACGUAGAAUUUUUUUCAUUUUUUUUUAUUUCUAUUACUACCUUUUUUCUCAAAAAUUUUAUCACUCGAAUUUUUUUCAUUACGUCCCUGUCGUUUCAGAUCCUCUUUCCCCUAGUAUGACGUCACAUAUUGUUAUCAAUUAUCAAUUGAAAAAAGUUCAGAAAUUUCAAGGAAUAUCUAAGUUCGAUCCUAUUCGUCCAAUUUUCUCAAAUCAUUGCCAAAAUCUAUAAAAAAAAUAUUUUUUACGUCAGUUUCAUUUUUUUGUGAUUUUUACCCCCCAAUUUCAUUAAUAUUUCUUUUUCUUUUAUUUUUCCAUAUUUCUUACAAUUCGCAACAUUUAUGAAAAACAAUUUCGGUAUUUAAUUAUUUCAAAUUCAUAAUAAUCACCUACCCAUUUUCCAACGUUGCCACUGGUGCUAUUUUUUCUUCGAAAUCGAGAUAAUUUUGAAAUUCUAAGGAAAAAAAGUGAAAAUCGCGACCGCAGCUUGGAUACGUUGGGUGCCAACAAGUUUUGAAAAAAAAAAUGCUCACCGAGGUGUAGAUAAGUCAAAAUAAAAUUAGCAUAAUUAAUUGUUAGUUAACUUUUGUAAGUAGUUAUUUUUUAAAAAUACGAAAUGAACCGUUGCCACGUUUAAAAAAAAACAGCAGAUAUACAAAUUUUUUAAUGAUCGAUUUAUUGAUGAAAAUUUUGUUUUUGUCGAUUUCUUCUUCGUUUUUAUCGCAAUUUUCGAGUUUUUGUCAGUAUUUAUUUUGUAUUUUUAAAAUGGCUACUAUUUUGUAAAUAAAUAUAUAUAUAAAUCUACGUAAAAUUUAAAAAAAUAAACCUUUUAAUAACAAUUUUUAUUGCAAUAUAGUGUUGUAGCACUGUACCCUGGUGAAAUUAGACAAAAUUAGGGUAAUUUGAGGUAACCAUUUUUAUACUAGUCCCAAAAACGGAAAUUGUGUUUUGUAAUAAUAAAAAAAAGUGCAAAAAUUCUUUCCAAAAAAAAAAAAUUAUCGUUGGAUUUUGGAAGUUAAUGUCGAUAUACUUUCAACCCCCCCCCUCCUCAAUUUUUUUUCCAUUUCUAUCAAAAAUAUUUAAACAUAAUAUCGUAUUACCCCGUAUAUUCAAAAUUUAUGUUCAAAUGUGGCAAAAUUCCGUUGAGCACAUUGUAUAUUCGAUUCGAUUUUUUUUCAUGUGUAUGUUAAUUAAAAUAAUUAAAUUAAUUUUUUUUUCUAAAAAAGUAUUUCGAAAGUAUUCAUCAAAAAAAAUUGCGAUUAUAAUUUUGAAAUUUUCGAUAUUAUUUUGAAAUUAUAUUGUAUCACCCUAUAUAUUCAAUUUUCAGUAGAGACUAUAUCCAAAUUAUGAAUUUUUAUUUAACCACCUUGUAUAUUAGAGUUAUUUAAUUGAUGUUUUAAUUAAGAAAAUUAUACAAGGUAGGUCAAAACUAAUAGACAAAAUAGAAAAAUGCAAAAACUUUUUUGUAAAAUUAUUUUGAAAAUAUUCGUGACUGAAUUUCACUUUUUAGCAAUAAAAUUUAAUGAGAAAUUGAAAAUUGCUAUUUUCAAAUUCCUGUUUGCGAAUUUUUGACACUUUUUAUUUAUUUUUUUGUUACUUUUUUAGCAAAUAUUGCGAAAGUUAUAUUGAAUCACCCUGUAAGCUCAUUUUUUGGCAUAAACUAUACACAAACUACGAAUUCUCAUUUAUCUACCUUUUAUAUAUUUUUUUUCCAAAAAGUGAUGAAAUUCCACCAAAACAAGUUUCACAAAAUUGAAUUUCUAAUAUCACUCUGUAUAAUAAUUUUUCUUUUAUUCAUAUGACGUUUUAUUUUGAUAAAAUUUAAUAUUUGGUGGAAUUUGAAUAUUUAAAAAAUAUUCAACUGGAAAUUAACUUUUUUAUUUUGAAUUGAAAAAAAUAAUUUUUUUAGGUAUAAUUCCACAAAAAAUUACUAUUGACUAAAUUUUUUCUAUAAAAUAUUUUGGUGUUUCCCUAAAUAUUCCACCAAAAAAAAAUUUACAAAACGAGUUCGUUUUUAUGAAAAAAAUUAAUAUUUGGUGGAAUGAAAACAUUGUGAUCACGAAUUUUUAUAGAGAAAAAAUAUUCCAUCAAAACAAACAAUUUCCAAUAGCAAGUUGUUUAUUUGAUGAAUUUUUUUCUUAAAAUUUAAUAUUUGGUGGAAUUGGUUACGAAAUUUUUCAAAUAUUUUGGAUUUUCCCUAAAUAUUCCACCAAAAUAAAAGUUUUACAUUAAUGACCUCGUUUAUAUGAUAAAAUUUGAUAUUUGGUGGAAUUGAAGAUUUAGAAAUCAGCAUUUGAAUAAAAAAAAUUUUUUUCUUGUUUUCAAAAUGUUCUUAAAUCCAAAUUUGAAAUAUGAGUAGUAAUGAAUUGAAAUUAUUUUCGAAAUAAUUUUACAAAAAAAAAUUGUUUUUCGUAAUAUUUUCAAUUAAAACAUUUCUGAGAUUCCAUAAAUAUUCCACCAACGUUUUCGUUUAUAUGAAAAAAUUUAAUAUCCCGUGGAAUUAUUUGUUAGGAAAAAAAAAAGAUUUCGUUUUUCCAAAAUUUUCAUUUUCACAUUAAAAUAUUUUGGGGAUUUUCCUUAAAUAUUCCACCAAAAUAAAAGUUUUACAUUAAUGACCUCGUUUAUAUGAUAAAAUUUGAUAUUUGGUGGAAUUGAAGAUUUAGAAAUCAGCAUUUGAAUAAAAAAAAUUUUUUUCUUGUUUUCAAAAUGUUCUUAAAUCCAAAUUUGAAAUAUGAGUAGUAAUGAAUUGAAAUUAUUUUCGCAAUAAUUUUACAAAAAAAAAUUGUUUUUCGUAAUAUUUUCAAUUAAAACAUUUCUGAGAUUCCAUAAAUAUUCCACCAACGUUUUCGUUUAUAUGAAAAAAUUUAAUAUCCCGUGGAAUUAUUUGUUAGGAAAAAAAAAAAGAUUUCGUUUUUCCAAAAUUUUCAUUUUCACAUUAAAAUAUUUUGGGGAUUUUCCUUAAAUAUUCCACCAAAAUAAAAGUUUCACUUAAACUCGUUUAUAUGAUAAAAUUUAAUAUUUGGUGGAAUUGAAGACUUCAAACAUUUCAGAGUGUUCCUAAAUAUUCCACCAAAACAAAUAAUUUUAAAUAAAAAGUUUAUUUGAUGAAUUUUUUUGUUAAAAUUUAAUUUUUGAUGGAAUUGGUUACAAAUUUUUAUUUCUAAAUUUUUGUACGUCCGAAAUUGAAAUUUGUAGUGAUAAAUGAGUUUUCAUUAUUUUACAAAAAAAAAUGAUUAUAGUCAUUUUUCCAAUCAAACAUUCGGGAGUUUCCCUAAAUAUUCCACCAAAUUUGAUAUUUGAUGGAAUUGAAGAUUUAGAGAUCAGCAUUUGAAUAAAAAAAAAUUUUUCUUGUUUUCAAAAUAUUGAAUCCAAAUUUGAAAUAUAAAUAGUAAUGAAUUGAAAUUAUUUUCGAAAUAAUUUUACAAAAAAAAAUUGUUUUUCGUCAUAUUUUCAAUUAAAACAUUUCUGAGAUUCCAUAAAUAUUCCACCAACGUUUUCGUUUAUAUGAAAAAAUUUAAUAUCCCGUGGAAUUAUUUGUUAGGAAAAAAAAGAUUUCGUUUUUCCAAAAUUUUCAUUUUCACAUUAAAAUAUUUUGGGGAUUUUCCUUAAAUAUUCCACCAAAAUAAAAGUUUCACUUAAACUCGUUUAUAUGAUAAAAUUUAAUAUUUGGUGGAAUUGAAGACUUCAAACAUUUCAGAGUGUUCCUAAAUAUUCCACCAAAACAAAUAAUUUUAAAUAAAAAGUUUAUUUGAUGAAUUUUUUUGUUAAAAUUUAAUUUUUGAUGGAAUUGGUUACAAAUUUUUAUUUCUAAAUUUUUGUACGUCCGAAAUUGAAAUUUGUAGUGAUAAAUGAGUUUUCAUUAUUUUACAAAAAAAAAUGAUUAUAGUCAUUUUUCCAAUCAAACAUUCGGGAGUUUCCCUAAAUAUUCCACCAAAUUUGAUAUUUGAUGGAAUUGAAGAUUUAGAGAUCAGCAUUUGAAUAAAAAAAAAUUUUUCUUGUUUUCAAAAUAUUGAAUCCAAAUUUGAAAUAUAAAUAGUAAUGAAUUGAAAUUAUUUUCGAAAUAAUUUUACAAAAAAAAAUUGUUUUUCGUCAUAUUUUCAAUUAAAACAUUUCUGAGAUUCCAUAAAUAUUCCACCAACGUUUUCGUUUAUAUGAAAAAAUUUAAUAUCCCAUGGAAUUAUUUGUUAGGAAAAAAAAUGAUUUCGUUUCUCCAAAAUCUUCAUUUUCACAUUAAAAUUUUUUGGGGAUUUACCCUAAAUAUUCCACCAAAAUAAAAGUUUCACUUAAAUAAACUCGUUUAUAUGAUAAAAUUUAAUAUUUGGUGGAAUUGAAGACUUCAAACAUUUCAGAGUGUUCCUAAAUAUUCCACCAAAACAAAUAAUUUUAAAUAAAAAGUUUUAUUUGAUGAAUUUUUUUGUUAAAAUUUGAUAUUUGGUGGAAUUGAAGAUUUAGAGAUCAGCAUUUGAAUAAAAAAAAAUUUUUCUUGUCAAAAUAUUCUUAAAUCCAAAUUUGAAAUAUGAGUAAUAAUGAAUUGAAAUUGUUUUCGCAAUUUUACAAAAAAAAAUUUUUCGUAAUAUUUUCAAUUAAAACAUUUCUGAGAUUCCUUAAAUAUUCCACCAACGUUUUUAUUUAUAUGAAAAAAUUUAACAUCCCGUGGAAUUAUUUGUUAAAAAAAAAAUGAUUUCGUUUCUCCAAAAUCUUCAUUUUCACAUUAAAAUUUUUUGGGGAUUUACCCUAAAUAUUCCACCAAAAUAAAAGUUUCACUUCAAUAAACUCGUUUAUAUGAUAAAAUUUAAUAUUUGGUGGAAUUGAAGACUUCAAACAUUUCAGAGUGUUCCUAAAUAUUCCACCAAAACAAACAUUUAACAUUAACAGUGGAUUUAAAGAUUUAUUCUCCCAAAUAUCACGUUAAAUAACUGAACAAAAAUAAAAAAAAAACAA